GUAUGUUUGAUGUGAUUAGAGGAAAUGAAAUCGAUGGGUGAUGUCAUGGUAUUUGAGUUACGAAGCCUGGGACCUUGCACAAUGUUCAGUGGCUCUGCAGGUCUUGAUGCCCAGUACUCCAGUAGAAUAUAUCUACUCCAUGCAAACCAAUGAAUCUAGAUAUUGUACAUGUUUGUUUGGUUUUGAGGAGGAGGUUAAGAGCUCAUACUGCAGUGGGUUUUUUCUAAAACAAUCGAACUUCAAGAUUGAGAAUUCAUUUAUGAUGCUUUUCAGCCUGUGGAGUUCAUGUGCAAAGGGGAUCAAUUUCUGUACCCAGCAAGAGAAUGAGAUUGUUGUACCGUAUUAUCAAAACUUUUAAGGCAUUCUUCACGAGCUCUGAUCUCAUGUUGCUUGUCUUUGACCACAUGUAAGUAAGUUAAACACACUGGUUUUUGUGGGGGCAGAGUGAAGUUUUUCAGAUAUUUUACAUUGUUUUGGCUUUCUUGUAUAUAUUUGGAAUUGGCGUGUAGUUCUGCUAUUUGAUUGUGCAUACUCGUCUUUUUGCCAUCACCAUAAGUUCAUUGCCAACCCCUAUGUCCUAGACAUCUUGAUCCACAUUAAGUAAUAAUAUGAGUGGUUUGCUUCUGCAAUUACUUCAUGAUGCGGGAGCAUACUUCAUAUUAUAUUAAUAAAUUUGUCUAAUUACUAAUUGCUAGUAUGUAAAAUGCAAUCACACAUUUUUUUUUCCAUGUUAUUGUCUUUUAAACCUGAGUUAGUAAAUGUAUUUAUGAUUGCUAUCAUUUAGUAAGUAUUCCUAGUUCCGGUACUUUUUCUUUUCUUAAACUCAAGCCUUGUGUUUUUUGAUCAUGCAAAGAAAAACUAGUAGAGGAGCAGAGCUGCAUAGGAGUUUUGAUGCUGUGUUUGCUUUAGAGGUAUGUUCUUGCAUGUUCACACAAUUAAUAAAAAAAUAAAACUGACCUUGUGGGGAGCAGAUUUGUGUUCAUAUUGUUGGGUUUGAGUUGUUUUUGUGACUGAGAGGAGCAUUAGUCAGAGUAACUGUUGACAAUGUGCAUCUGGUCUGCCAUUAAAGUUGCUACCUUGACUUUGCUUCACCUUAUUUUAUUUUAUUUUUGAAAAGUAAGUUCUGGGUUUUGAUGAGAUUGCUCGAGCAUUUUCAUGUAAUCCAUGCUUCAGUAAAAAUAGUCGAUUGAUUCUUUUGCUUUAGUCAAGUGAUAAUUAUCUGUCCCUUUACAAUCCAUACAGCCAUUUCACUAUUUUAUAGAAACGUAGAAAGAGUUGCCCUUUUUGUUUAAUCUUCAUAAGCCAUCUUGUAUGAAACUCUUAUAGCUCUUAAAGCAUGUCAGUAUCUUCUUUUUCGUCUAAUGUAUUUGGGCUGAAGCAUUUUCGUUUCACUUUGCAGGCAACAAGAACCAAUUAUCAAAACUUUCCAGCUGUUUAGAGGAUAUAUUUCUAGAUAAUGUUUUUAGCUUUUUUUUCUUUUUUCUUUCCAUAUUGAAGUGGCUCCAAUGGCCUUGAUUUGUUCCAUAUUGAAAAGGCUCCAAUGGCCUUGAUUUCUAAUUUCCUAGUUUCCAAUGUAAUUUUUGUAAGUAUAUUGGUGAACACGGAUCCUAA
Messenger RNA from Rosa chinensis, 1611 nucleotides. RefSeq lists its product as uncharacterized. The coding region runs from base 41 to 358 and encodes 105 amino acids. The record is from RefSeq and is a predicted model, not a curated record. NCBI's taxonomy places the organism in Eukaryota, Viridiplantae, Streptophyta, Magnoliopsida, Rosales, Rosaceae. The transcript has 4 exons.